CACAAAUAAUCAUACUAGUCUCGCCAUUCAAUCCUUCUCCGUCGUCUUCCUCUACCAUUUCUACGUUUUCUCGUAACCUGGAUGAACCGGUCGAGGACGACGUAGAGAGGAAGAGGAAGAAGAAUAUAUAAUAAUGCCGAGUGUGUUGACGGAUGAGGAGAGGUAUGCGGGAGUGGACGAGAAGAAGAGGAAGAGGAUGAUAUCGAACAAGGAGUCGGCGAGGAGGUCGAGGAUGAAGAAGCAGAAGCUGAUACUGGAGCUGACGGAGGAGGUGAGGCGGCUUCAGCACGCGAGGAGCGGGAUCAACGGGAGGAUCGACGAGACGAGGGAGAAGCUCGCGAGCUUGGACUCCGAGAACGAUGUUCUCAAGGCCCGAACUCUCGAGCUCAACGAGAGGUUCGAGUCUCUCAAUGACAUGAUCAAAAACUUUGGGAUUCACCACCAGAAGAAAAGGGUUUAUUUACUCUUCGCCAUUGUUGCCUUCAUCGGUCUGAGCAAUGCAGCCGAAAGAUGCAGGAAGUUGGCGGGCAAAGAAACUUCAUCUAAGACUGGGCAUUUCAACAUAAUGUAUUGUUUAGAUGGAGGAAGUGGGAGCGUCGUGUGCGCGGUCAAAGAGGCUGUGAAGCUCUAUGUUUACAGCAUCCGAACCUCCCAUGUUGAGAGAGCAAAGAGCGUAGCAAUGGAAGGUGCUAUGACCGACGCUCUAUCCCAAGGCCAUUGUGUCAACAUGGUGUGCCAAAACAGCCAAGUUGUGCUGAAAAUCCUCCAGCUUUACCACCAGAUUUCGAAGCUGGACAGCCUCAAACCCUCCAAAGAUGUCGACACCUUGUUCACACAGCUUGUCCACACCUGCAUCCCCCCUAGCCCCGUGGACGUCUCCGUCCUCUGCUCCGGGGUCCAGGAGAAGCGGUCCCACCUCAUCCGCCUCUGCGCCGAAGCCGAGGGCCUCCUCGAGUCCCACUACUCCCGCCUCCUCGCCUCCCUCCCGAACCCCCUCCGGAACCUCGCCCUCUUCCCCUACUAUGGUAACUACCUUAGGCUCACCGAGCUCGAGUUUGACAUUCUCGCUGGCCACUGCGGCACUGGCCCCGGACGCGUCGCGUUUGUCGGGUCCGGGCCACUGCCACUGACCUCCAUUGUCCUCGCCACUCGCCACCUCCCCGCCACGGAGGUGCACAACUACGACGUGGACCCCGACGCGAACUCGCUGGCGUCGAGGCUGGUGGGGUCCGACCCCGAGCUCUCGCGGCGCAUGGCGUUCCACACGGUGGACAUCAUGGACGUCACGUCAGAGCUCGGGGGAUACGAUGUCGUGUUCCUCGCGGCCCUGGUUGGGAUGGACAAGGAGGAGAAGGGCCGGGUCGUCGAUCAUCUGGCAAAGCACAUGGCUCUCGGUGCACUCCUGAUGGUGAGGAGCGCACACGGGGCACGAGCCUUCCUAUAUCCCGUCGUGGAUCCUCGAGACCUCCGAGGGUUUGAGGUUCUCAGGGUGCACCAUCCGACAGACGAGGUCAUCAAUUCCGUGAUCAUAGCGCGGAAGAUGCACCCAUCGCCUGUCGUUCACCGGUCCUACGACCAAAGCGUGGGGUCGGGAUCCGCCAUACUUCCUAUCAAAUGUUCUUGUGUUGAGAUCCACACCUUGAAUAAUCCCUUCAAUAAGGUGAGCGUUGUUGUUGAAGAAUUGGCAAUUGAUCAUGAAUAGGUUUGGUUUUUGCCUUUAUAGUUUGAUUUACCUAUGAUUCAUUCUAUUAUGUAUGGUCUUAGUUUCAUGUCAUGCAAGAAACUAUCUAUCUAUCU
This is a messenger RNA of Cuscuta campestris, 1797 nucleotides long. NCBI's taxonomy places the organism in Eukaryota, Viridiplantae, Streptophyta, Magnoliopsida, Solanales, Convolvulaceae. The record is from the annotation of a GenBank genome assembly.